AAUACGGCGUCCGCCUCUUCACCCCCAAUAUCGCCCGGCCUGACGCACGCGUGCUGACGGGGGAGGGGAGAGGGGAAAGCUGCUUCCGCACACCGCUCGAGGUCCGGGCACCGGGGAGGAGAUGCCCGGCCAAGGUCCGGUGUCCGACUGGACAGAAUGCAGCUCUUCCGCAGAGCCUCCCGCAGUGGCCGGGACCGAGGGUGGCGGCGGCGGAUCAGCUGGACAUUCUUAUUAUCAGAAUUCCAAAGGUAUUGACAGAAUCAAAGAUGGACACAAAGUGAACACACACAUAGCCAAGCUGCAAGAGUUGUGGAAAACUCCUCAAAUUCAAGCAAUUCACAUCCCUAAAUCAAUGACAGAUGCGUCCUUUCUAAAGCAUCCAGACCUCACCACAGGCCAGAAGCGUUAUCUGUGUAGCAUCGCUAAGAUCUAUAACGCCAACUAUCUGCGGACGUUGAUGAAGAGGCAGUACAUGCACGUGAUCCAGCACAGCUCACAAAAGCCAGGUAUCCUCACUCAUCACAGGAGCCGCCUUGGUUCUCGUUACUCACAGAAGCAGCAUUACCCCUGCACCACAUGGCGACACCAACUGGAGAGAGUGGACUCAGGCACCCUUGACAUGGCCGCUGUACCCGCACCGGAAAUGAUCCUACAGCAUUCCCUUUGGCGACCAGUGAGAAACAAAGAAGGUUUAAAAACUGGAUAUGCAUCUAAAACAAGAUGUAAGUCACUGAAGAUUUUUAGAAAACCAGGCAAACUGUUCAUGCAAUCAGGAAGCAAGCCAACCAAGUGGUAUCAAAAUUUUGCAGAGCAACUCAGAUUAAGUCCAGAGUUGUUUCUACAAAUGAUUCUGAAUCAUACAUGAAUGAAGAAAAAAAGGAAGAAGAUUUGCUAAAUAAAUGUAUGCAAUCGAUGUCAAUUGAAGAACAAGGAGAACACCUGCUGUGAACUUGAGUCUUGUGAAUUGAUGAGGUGCCAAAGGGGGGGAGGGUUGUGAAUUGUGUCCUCUUUCUACAUUUAGGAUAGUAUUGUUACUCACCGUGAAGUCAUUAAGUAAUUUUAGUUUGUUCAGAAAUGUUUACAACAGUGUAAUUAACUGGUUGAUGUAGUUCCAUGUACUAAUGAUAUUUGUGUAACAAAAGUUAUGUGUAAGAUAUGCUUGUAUUUCUAGCUAGAUACAAUUAAAAAUUUUCUUGUCGCUUAAAACUGUAUUAUUUUUCUUUAAAUCUGUCCAAUA
This is a messenger RNA of Mustela lutreola (European mink), 1237 nucleotides long. It is a transcript of the gene FAM216A, whose product is annotated as family with sequence similarity 216 member A. The record is from RefSeq and is a predicted model, not a curated record. Bases 122 to 865 code for a protein of 247 amino acids. Lineage: Eukaryota; Metazoa; Chordata; Mammalia; Carnivora; Mustelidae. The transcript has 8 exons.